ACGCACGAGGCAGCAGUCAGCACAGCAGUAGAGUGAGUGAGUACAAAUCCUCACCUGCUCCCCUGCUUCCUGGUUUUCGUCCCCACCUGCCUUCCCCAUUCUCUCCCGUGACUCAUCCAUCCAGUCCAGUCCACCCGCCACUCCACGCAGGAGGAAGGGGAACGGCGGCGGCGGCGGAGGAGUGACGGCAGCGGGGCAAGAUGGCGAGGAAGCCGCUGGACUACGAGGAGCUGAACGAGAACGUCAAGAAGGUGCAGUACGCGGUGCGCGGGGAGCUCUACCUCCGCGCCUCCGAGCUCCAGAAGGAGGGCAAGAAGAUCAUCUUCACCAACGUCGGCAACCCGCAUGCUCUCGGCCAGAAACCGCUCACCUUCGGGCGCCAGGUGGUGGCGCUGUGCCAGGCUCCGUUCCUCCUCGAUGAUCCCCACGUCGGCCUCAUGUUCCCGGCGGAUGCCAUCGCUAGGGCCAAGCACUACCUCGCCAUGGCUAAGGGCGGUCUAGGUGCGUACAGUGAUUCCCGUGGUAUCCCUGGAAUUAGGAAGGAAGUUGCUGACUUCAUCUACAAGCGUGAUGGAUAUCCGACUGAUCCAGAACUCAUUUACCUGACAGACGGUGCCAGCAAAGGUGUGAUGCAAAUACUGAACACCAUCAUCAGAAACGAGAGGGAUGGGAUCUUGGUCCCUGUUCCUCAAUACCCACUUUAUUCUGCUUCCAUUGCCCUAUAUGGUGGUGCUCUGGUCCCGUACUACUUGGAAGAAGAGGCUAACUGGAGCCUUGACUUUGUAAAUAUCCGAAAAACAGUGGCAGAGGCACGGUCGAAGGGAAUCACUGUUCGAGCAAUGGUGAUUAUAAAUCCAGGAAAUCCCACUGGCCAAUGCCUUAGUGAACCGAAUAUAAAGGAAGUUCUGCAAUUUUGCUACCAUGAAAACUUAGUUCUGCUUGCAGAUGAAGUGUAUCAGCAGAACGUCUUUCAAGAUGAGCGCCCAUUUAUAAGCUCAAGAAAGGUUAUGUUCGACAUGGGCCCGCCACUAAGCAGGGAGCUUCAGCUUGUUUCUUUCCACACUGUGUCCAAAGGGAACUGGGGAGAGUGUGGACAACGUGGUGGAUACUUUGAAAUGACAAAUCUUCCUCCCAAGACAGUAGAUGAGAUCUACAAGGUUGCAUCAAUAGCACUGAGUCCAAAUGUUCCUGGGCAAAUUUUUAUGGGAGUAAUGGUUAACCCUCCGAAACCUGGAGAUAUCUCAUACCCCAAGUUCGCCGCUGAAAGCAAGUCCGUCCAUGAAUCUUUGAGGAGGAGAGCACGCAUGAUGACAGAUGGUUUCAACAGUUGCCGAAAUGUCGUGUGCAAUUUCACAGAAGGUAGCAUCAAAAUUCUAAACUUUGUCGAUUUGCAGCAAUUAGAGUAUGGUUAUUGCUUACUUGAUUCUCUUGCAAUUGAUUGUGUUGUUGCAGGAGCUAUGUACUCUUUCCCCCAAAUAAGGCUGCCACCAAGAGCCAUUGAGGCGGCAAAAAGAGCUGGCAAAGCAGCAGACGUUUUCUACUGUCUAAAGCUCCUGGAGGCAACAGGAAUUUCCACUGUUCCGGGCUCUGGUUUUGGGCAAAAGGAAGGGGUGUUCCACCUUCGGACAACUAUCCUUCCAGCUGAGGAAGACUUCCCUGCCAUCAUGUCGAGCUUCAAGAAGUUCAACGACUCAUUCAUGGAGCAAUACGAGGGCUACUCCAGAAUGUGAACAAGAACAGAAACAAGAUAUACUGAAGGAUCGGCUGAGAGAUUCGUUGUUCCAGUCUCAGCACAAAUGGAGCGUUUCUGAAGAUAUUCAAUUGAAAGUUGAUUAGUUGUAACUCUCUUAAAAAGAAGCAAUUGCUGCCUUUGAAGAUAUGUAUAGGGAACGGAAGUUCUGUGGGUUAUUAUUGAAUAACGAUCUGCCAUUUUCUUCUACUGCCAUAGUAUAGUCUUGUACCUGCUGGAAGAUGUACGCUGCUGCUGCUGUUGGACCACUAUGCCAUACAAAUAUACAACUAUCACAGUUGACAACAGUCUA
Messenger RNA from Sorghum bicolor (sorghum), 2042 nucleotides. Its product is annotated as glutamate--glyoxylate aminotransferase 1-like. Gene Ontology annotation, biological process: photorespiration; biosynthetic process. Bases 201 to 1730 code for a protein of 509 amino acids. Gene Ontology annotation, molecular function: glycine:2-oxoglutarate transaminase activity; L-alanine:glyoxylate transaminase activity; pyridoxal phosphate binding. NCBI's taxonomy places the organism in Eukaryota, Viridiplantae, Streptophyta, Magnoliopsida, Poales, Poaceae. The record is from RefSeq and is a predicted model, not a curated record. The transcript is spliced from 11 exons.